AUGACUAUCUAUAUUUAUUUUUUAGUUUGUAUAUUCCAAUAUUUUUACAGUAUAAAUUUUGAAAUUGGAAAGAAUAACUUAAAAACAGAAUUAUGUCUCAGAAGUGGAAGAAUUUUAUCAGAAAAGCAACAAGGAACAAGAAGUAGAAAUGUAAGAUCAACCAGGGAUAUUAAAAGCAAUUUGAAAUUUUGGUUAGAUACUAUUGAAGAAGGUUUAUUUGAUGAAAUAGAAAAAUUAACUAAUAAUUUUACAGUUAGCAAUGUUAGGAAUUUUUCACAAUGGAUGAACCAUAAAAGCAAUAUUAUUACGAGAGCAUUAAAUAGAAUACCAGAUCCUACAGCUAAGAAAUUUUUAAAUGAGACCUUAACAUCAUGGAGAAAACUUACAGAUGAUAUUAUACUAAAUCAAAUAUCAGAUACAUAUAUCGAUAGAUAUUUUCCAAGUAAUUUUACAAAUUUGAAUGGUUCAUCAUCUCCAUCUGCAUUAUCAUCUGCUUCACCAUCUACCUCUACUUUAUCAUCCGUAUCUGCCGCAUCAUCUAACUCUACUUCAUUUUCUUCACCUACUCAAUUACCUAGCUUAACUACAUUGUCCAUAUUUAAUUCAUCACCAGAAUCAACCGUAUCUCCUACAACUACUUUUCCAUCUACACUUGAUUUAUCACCUACAACUUCAUCUAAUUCUCAUAUUCAUACUACUACCUCUUCUACAAAUGAUACAAGUGAUUUACCUACUCUUCAUUCUACAAAUGAAACAAAUAGUACAGCUGCGUUAACGAUUAAUUCAGCCUCAGUAAUCCCUGUAAAUAAUAGUGGGGGUUUAACUAGUACAACAUGCACAGGAUUAUUAUGUUCACCAGCUUUUGUUGCUCUUCCUGUUUCUGUUGCUCUUCUUGGGGGAGUUUUAUUUUUUGUUCUUCUUUAUAAGUAUACUCCUGUUGGAAAAUUUCUUGGAAGAGAUAAUCCAAAAAAAAAAAAAGGAAAAAAAAGAUUGCAUGAAAUACCUAUGGAAAGAAUAAAUUCUCCUAAAUUAUUAAAAGCAAAAAAAACGGAAAAUGUAAAGAGAAGCAGAUUAGAUAGUUUUCUCCGUGCAUUUGGUUACAACAAGAAAUUUCCCUAUAUAGAUGAAGAUGUAACCUCAGAUCAAGUAAUAUAA
Plasmodium gallinaceum is the source of this 1155-nucleotide messenger RNA. Its product is annotated as PIR-like protein. The transcript has 3 exons. NCBI's taxonomy places the organism in Eukaryota, Apicomplexa, Aconoidasida, Haemosporida, Plasmodiidae. The record is from RefSeq and is a predicted model, not a curated record. The coding region runs from base 1 to 1155 and encodes 384 amino acids.